Messenger RNA from Miscanthus lutarioriparius, 468 nucleotides. The record is from the annotation of a GenBank genome assembly. Lineage: Eukaryota; Viridiplantae; Streptophyta; Magnoliopsida; Poales; Poaceae.
AUGGCAUCGGUGGACGAUCUCAAGCAACCCUACUCCACUACUUCCCCGUCCCCAAUCGACUUACCACAGCCACCACCACCACCCGCCGCCACCAACACCGCCGCCGCUGCCGCCAACAUUUCCGCCCCCGCGAUGCGCCCUUCCCAGUCCUACCUUGCGCGUGUCGCAUUCCUAAUCCUCGCGGCGCUGACGUCCGCAUCGUGGUUCGUCGAGCCGUUCGCCGCCGCUGCAGGCAACCUUCGCCUGCCCAUGCCCGCCGCCGCCGCCGCCCCCGUUAUCGUCCUACUCUUCGCAGCGCUCUUUUACGCUUCGAUCCACUUCUUCAGAUCUUUUUUCCUGGCACGUCCACCGGUUGCCGCGAUGCUCCAGUGGGAGAGGAUCGGUGCCGUUGGGGCCGGGUUUGCCGCCUGCCUCGUCGCAGCUGGCGGAUUCGCGUAUCGGUACGAGUACCCUCCAGCCCGCAGUUGA